UUUGACAGAAUCUUUCAUCCCCAUGACAACAGAAAAACCAAUGAAGGAACCAACCAAACCAACGGAAAUUAGCACUGCAGGAAUAGAUAAUACCUCACCAGCAACAUCAGUAACACCAGAUAUCGAUGAUACGGUGGAAGUGAUAGCUGGAGCCUCACCAGGUUCUUCUCCAGUUGGAGAUUGUGGUGGACGCUUGUUCAUAGCACACAAAAAUGACUGUUCCAAGUAUUUUCUCUGCAACUUUGGACAUCUCUCGGAGAAUUCCUGUCCCAGUGGUUUGCUCUGGAACCAAGAUCGAUGCGACUGGCCUGAAAAUACCAAGUGUCAGCAUAAUAAAUACGAGAGAGAAGGGGAGGAAUUUUACGAUUCUAUCCAGAUUGAUGCAUUUGAACCAAGUAGGGCUAUAAAGGAAGAUAGCGUUGAAAAAAGAGAUAUAAAAUUGCAUGGAGAGUUUGUAAUCUAAAAGACUGCACAAAAGAAAAUUUGUAAAAUAUUUCUACUUUUACGAUACAAAUAAUUAUAAGCUCGAGAUUAUGACAAACUAUGUGCUACACAAGGUAUAUAUUAUUAGUAUACUUGACAAUUUGCUUCACCUUAAGGAAGCAAAUAUUUUUUAAUGUGUUAUUACAAAUCUAGUUUAAGUUCUUCAAUGUAAAAUAAGCACGAAAACCUUAAAUGUGAUAUAAAACGUAAAAUUGAUUUUUUUUUACUAUUAAGCAUAAAAUAUUAAACGUUUAGCGCAUGAAACUCAAACAGUAAUGUAUUAUGUAUCAUAUUAUUUGUCAUGCUCAACAAUAAAUUGCUGUUUUUAUGUUAAA
Messenger RNA from Belonocnema kinseyi, 818 nucleotides. RefSeq names its product probable chitinase 10. NCBI's taxonomy places the organism in Eukaryota, Metazoa, Arthropoda, Insecta, Hymenoptera, Cynipidae. The transcript is spliced from 2 exons. Bases 23 to 463 code for a protein of 146 amino acids. Gene Ontology annotation, molecular function: chitin binding. Gene Ontology annotation, cellular component: extracellular region. The record is from RefSeq and is a predicted model, not a curated record.